AUGACAAGGAAGGCAGUGAAAGGAAGUGUGAUAAUAAACCUCCUGGCAGAGAAUCCUAUUGAUGAUUAUGAGGCUUUGGACUUUGAAUUCCUUGAUAAGCAUAUCAAUGAGAUAAGUGAGGAAAUUGAGGGGCAUAGUGAUGUGUGGAAGAUGUAUUUUGACAGGGCAAUUAACCUUUCUUGUAAUGGGAUUGGAGCAGUACUAGUGUCUCCAAAUGGGAAACAUUUUUCGGUAGCAGUAAAGUUGAGAUUCGAAUGCACCAAUAACGUUGCAAAAUACGAAGCCUGUAUGAGCAGUUUGCAAGCAGCUAUUGAAAUGAAAAUAAAGAAAUUGAAAGUAUAUGGAGACUCAGCCUUGAUAAUCUACCAAGUAAAGGGAGAAUGGCAAACCAAGGACCCAAAACUAGUCCCACAUCAGAAGUACCUCCUAGAAUUGAUCCAAAAGUUUGAAGAAAUCUCCUUUACUCACCUGGGCCGUGACAAAAACUAG
Molecule: messenger RNA, 489 nt
Organism: Hevea brasiliensis (rubber tree)
Lineage: Eukaryota; Viridiplantae; Streptophyta; Magnoliopsida; Malpighiales; Euphorbiaceae
Exons: 1
Coding region: 1-489 (162 amino acids)
Molecular function (GO): RNA-DNA hybrid ribonuclease activity; nucleic acid binding
Source: RefSeq, a predicted model, not a curated record